Molecule: messenger RNA, 1000 nt
Organism: Trichogramma pretiosum
Lineage: Eukaryota; Metazoa; Arthropoda; Insecta; Hymenoptera; Trichogrammatidae
Gene: IFT43
Product: intraflagellar transport protein 43 homolog
Exons: 6
Coding region: 339-935 (198 amino acids)
Biological process (GO): intraciliary retrograde transport
Cellular component (GO): intraciliary transport particle A; cilium
Source: RefSeq, a predicted model, not a curated record
GACUGCUCGGCGCAGAAUCAAGCCGACGCGAUUGUAUCGUCGUCAGUGUGCAACGCGAUAUUGCGAGCCGAGCACGUAUAUACAGACCGCAUCCGAUUCUAUAUUGCUUGUACCGGCGUCGUGUGCAUACAGUUUGCCCGUUGAUGUGUUACGAUAUAAUAAUAGAAGUAUGAAUGGAACGCGUGUCGUUGUCGUUGUUGUUGCUGCUGCUGCUGCUGAUGCUGCACUCGGACCCCAAGGCCCGAGUUAGACGUGAAAAUUUAUCGUGAAGUGUUCGUUUAUUAUUAUUUUUUUUUAUAAUAUCGAAGUACAUCGUGCUCUGAUUUGCCCCGCUCGAGAUGAUGAAUUUUCGCAACGAGAAUUCAUUUUUUAAGUUAAUACCGAGACUCGGUCGACGCGCCCAUCACGAGGAAAAGAACAACGACAGCGACCAAUUCGAUAAUUCAGACAGUCCCCCCUUGACCUCGGGAAAAUCCUCGGCAAAGCCAGCCACCAACAACAACGCGCCCGUGGCACCGCCGAGGGCUAGAAAAACCGGCUGGGGAGACGAGCUCAAGAGCGCCAAAACAGUCAAGAACAAUUCUUCUUUUCAACAAUAUCGAGCUACGAAUAAUUCAAAUGUGAAUGAAUACGAUAUUCCUGUCAUACCCGAUUUGGAUGAAAUAAUCGAGGACACCGGCACAUUGGAUAUUUCGGACGCUCCUCCCGUUGGAUCGAACAAGACGGCCGCGGCAUACAAAGAAUUGGACACGGAAUUGGUGAAAAGUCACUUGCUCAACGUUUUCGACAACGUCGAUUUGAGCCUGUUGACGGAAAAGCUCUAUCCGGAAAAUUUAGUGAAAGAGUCGGACGAGGUUUGGAGCUGGGAAUCGCUGUUCACGCAGAUAGCUUCCGAGAUCAAUAGCGAGUCACAGGCAAAGUUGGAGGAGCAUUGAAUUUUAAUGUUAAUUUUUAACGAAUAAGAUUUAUCUCGCGUCAGGGAUGAUAAGAGUAGUUUUAU